AAACAGAACAAGAGCGCAUCACCAACCCCAAAAAGCACGUUCACUCUGGAUUUUGCUGUGCAAACUGUGAUUUCUCUGCACUUUCCACCCUCCGAAUUUGACCUUUCUCGACGCGAUUUUGCAUUAUCAAGUGCUUCUUGAAACCAUCCCUCUUCUCCCACUCUCUUGGGCUCUUAAAAUCGCUCUUUUUUCCCGAGUCUUUCUGAACAUUCAGUUUAUUCCUCCAGGGAGAAAUUAGUUUGUUUUCAGGUCACACAGGAUUGUUGAUUCUUUUUUUCGUUGAGCACUUUACUUUAAUCUGCCUCUGACUCUAUUCUGCUAGAAGAGAGAGAAUGUUGGGUUCAAAGAAAUCUCCUUUGAAGGUUGCAAAAACUAGAUCUGUUGAUCCAGUCUAUCCUGUUAAAUCUGGGAUGAACCCAUUUGAUUCUGAUGAUGAGGCAACGGAUAACAAGUAUAACUCCUCUAGGAAGACGUCUUCAGAACGCGCACUUGUUACACUGGAAGUUAACACCAACCCUUUUGAUGAUGACAUUGAUGCUAAAAAGAUAUCUUCAUCAACUUCGUAUGCCUUUCAAUCAGCCGACAGGAACAGGUAUAAGAAUGAUUUUCGUGAUUCUGGUGGAUUAGAGAAUCAAUCAGUGCAAGAAUUGGAGAAUUAUGCUGUCUACAAGGCUGAAGAGACUACAAAAUCAGUCAACAAUUGUUUGAAGAUAGCAGAGAACAUAAGAGAGGAUGCUACCAAGACUUUAGUCACCCUUCAUCAACAGGGUGAGCAAAUUACCAGGAGUCACCAUGUUGCUGCUGACAUUGAUCAUGAUUUGAGUCGGGGAGAAAAGCUCUUGGGAAGCCUUGGUGGUCUCUUCUCUAAAACUUGGAAACCAAAGAAGACACGUGCAAUAACAGGCCCUGUUAUUGUUGGAGAUGACCCGGUCAGGAGAAACGGCAACCACUUGGAGCAGAGAGAGAAGUUGGGAUUGACUUCUGCACCACCCAAAGGGCAGUCCAAGCUGCGGAACCCACCUCAGGAACCAACAAAUGCACUUGAAAAAGUUGAGGUGGAAAAAGUGAAGCAAGAUGAUGCACUGUCAGAUUUAAGUGAUCUGUUGGGAGAGCUUAAAGAGAUGGCUGUUGACAUGGGAUCCGAAAUUGAGAGGCACAACAAAGCCCUCAAUCAUCUUUACGAUGAUGUGGAUGAGUUGAAUUUCCGAAUGAAAGGUGCUAAUCAACGUGGCCGUCGUUUGCUUGGAAAAUAGGAUUGAUUUCAAUAUUUGUAUUCUUCUCAUCAUUGUUUUCUUCUAUAAUGGAUCCCAUCAUCUGGAUUAAACACAAUCAUUUCAUACUUCUGAUUCUCUUUACCGAUUUAGAUACUCUUAAGUUGAAAAGUAAUAUAGUUUUCUCAUAUUAGAGAGAUAAACACACAUUUUUUAUUUAAUGAAGACUCAUUACAAUUAGCUAUAAGAUUUAUUCAUUAAAUUUAAUCAAAAAUUAUAUCUUUAUCUCUCAAAUAUCAUCUUGUCCUGUUAUUCAAC
Messenger RNA from Abrus precatorius (Indian licorice), 1529 nucleotides. RefSeq names its product SNAP25 homologous protein SNAP33-like. Bases 333 to 1253 code for a protein of 306 amino acids. The record is from RefSeq and is a predicted model, not a curated record. Gene Ontology annotation, cellular component: SNARE complex; plasma membrane. Gene Ontology annotation, molecular function: SNAP receptor activity. Lineage: Eukaryota; Viridiplantae; Streptophyta; Magnoliopsida; Fabales; Fabaceae. The transcript has 6 exons.